AUAAUAGUAAUAACGCUCUUGUAUAUUUUUAGAUCACUAUCGUUGCAUGAUACUAGGAGCAUAGUAGCUAAUGAGAGAGACAUAAACCUUGCGAGUCAAAAUAUCAAUGCACCAGUUCGCGCAUCAUCACAUGAGGAAUUCAGCGACUAUUCCGAACAUGAAGGAGAGGCGGUGUCACCGAAGCCUGCCCAUAAACCUUUCUUCCGCAGAUUAUCUUUUAAGGGACUUAAAAAAGGCAAGAGUUUCUUCCACAAACAACAGAGCGAUGAAGUCGAAUUGUCUCACAGUGAACACCGUAAAGACAAGCACUCCAAGGCAAAGCUAUCGAAAAUCGUGGUGGAGUGUCGAAAGGAAGGAAUCGUUAAUUCUUUGAUGGGAGAAAACAUAGACGGCACACAAAAAUGGGAAAAGUCACGGUUAGCUCUAAUAAAAGCCAUCGGUGGUUACAUGUUGGAAUUUUACUCUCCGCCGAAGGCUGUAAAACCACGAAGCGGUGUCUUUUGCUCGGCGAUAACGGAAGCAAGGGAAACUACGGCACUCGAAAUGCCGGAUCACGAGAACACGUUCGUUUUGAAGACUCAGAAUAUGGAAUUUGUCAUCGAGGCGCACGAUUCGAAUGAUAUGAAAUCGUGGUUGGCGACGAUCAGAUAUUGCAUGCGAACUGUGCAGCAAAGCUCUAGCGCUCCCGGUUCCGGACCGGGUGAUUCCUUAGGUGAUUCCCUAGGCCACGGUUCGCUGGCUAUCGGAUCCGACAGUGAUCGAUUACGAGCCAAUUCGGCAAGUAAGAGCUUCCGAUCCGCUAGUCAUGAACAUGGUGACGACUCGCAGGGCAAUCCGCCGGAAUUACCUCCAAGACUUCAUAUGCGUAGCAGCAGUAAUCUAGAAUUAUGUUCCUCUCAGCAAGAAAUCGAGCAAAUGCCUGCUAACGAAGGUGAGCUGGAUUUGUCGAGUAGUUUACGAGAAUACCCAUGGUUUCAUGGCACCCUUCCUCGCUCGGAUGCUGCACAGCUCGUGUUACACAGUGCAGCUAAUGGUCAUGGCGUAUUUCUGGUUCGACAAAGCGAGACCAGAAAAGGCGAAUUUGUAUUAACUUUUAACUUCCAAGGAAGAGCAAAACAUUUACGGAUGACGCUAAAUGAUCAGGGCCAUUGCCGAGUUCAACAUCUAUGUUUUCCUGCGAUAUACGAUAUGCUUGAACAUUUUCGCCAGAACGCGAUACCACUCGAGUCUGGUGGGACUGCGGAUGUUACUUUAACAGAGUAUGUAGUGGCGACGAAUCAUGCAUCACGAUCGGGGCACCAUAACGUGGCGAGUAGUUCGAAUGUACAACAGUUGCAAGAGAGGAGACCUCCGGCAACCCUGGAGCCCAGAGAAGUACGCACUUAUGGUGGUUCUAUAAGAACGCGCGUGGAAUCAUUGGAGAGACUAGAGCAGCAGAAUACCAUUGCAGAGCAACAGGGCUCGGCUUCGUCCACUGGCAGAGCAGUUCAGAACACUUAUAGUUUUCUCUGACGCUGGAUUCACGCUAACCCACCAUCAGGCUACAAUCCAGUCAGUCCGACGGACUGAACGUGAACGAUGAAGUAAUGGCAGUUUUUAUUUCCAGAAUUGCGUCACACCAUAAACUACUGUUUGCGAGAAAGCGCAUCACUUUACUAGUACAAAAGAACUGCGUUUCUUUCUUUUUCCUCCCCCUUUUUUUGGAGACUAUCUUCCAAUCAUUGACUCUUGCAUUCAGCAUUUGACAUUAUAUCUUUACGAUUAAUCAGCAACGUAUUUGCAUCGCAUUUACAUCGAAUACUAAGAAAUAGAAUAGAUUAUUAGCAAAACGAGUCUAAGUUAGC
Messenger RNA from Pogonomyrmex barbatus (red harvester ant), 1844 nucleotides. RefSeq names its product SH2B adapter-like protein Lnk (gene Lnk). The record is from RefSeq and is a predicted model, not a curated record. Gene Ontology annotation, cellular component: plasma membrane. Gene Ontology annotation, molecular function: transmembrane receptor protein tyrosine kinase adaptor activity. Gene Ontology annotation, biological process: intracellular signal transduction. Lineage: Eukaryota; Metazoa; Arthropoda; Insecta; Hymenoptera; Formicidae.